Messenger RNA from Linum trigynum, 3129 nucleotides. The record is from the annotation of a GenBank genome assembly. Lineage: Eukaryota; Viridiplantae; Streptophyta; Magnoliopsida; Malpighiales; Linaceae.
UUCAAUUGAAAUGAAGGUACCGGCAAUAGAGUCCACCAAAGAUUGUUAUUUCUUACCAAAAGAUCUAUCAAAUGUAUUAUGUAAAACUUUUUUUUAGUAGAUUUUGCACUUUACAUAACUCGGUGUUAAUACUCUCGUGUCAUAAUUCAAACUGAAUGAUUUCAGCCUUGGUGGGAUAUAGAGAUAUGUCUUUCUAGAUGGACUAUUAGGUAGGCACGAUGGGGUUAGGUUAGUUGGAGAUCUUCAAUACAAUUUUGCUAAAAUAGAGUGCUUGCUUUGACCCCAAAAAUUUGUAUCAAAAUACACUCAGCCUUCCACUCCUACCAAACUCUGCCAUUUUCAAUCUCUCUUCUAUAUACCACAAAACAUCAUACUUGAUUCUGAUUACACGAAACCUCCCAAAUUCUGCUCAGAAAGGUUCUCGGAGCCAGCACCCACAAAAGCAGGGGAUGUGAGCUCGCCCAAUUUUCCCCUGUUCAUUACAACUGUGGCUCAAGAAAAACAGAUCGCUAUUUUUUUGAUAAUGGCGAAACUUGCAUUAAGAAGGAAAAAGGAACAAGUACAACAGGGGCAUUAGUUCAAAAGAGCUGAACUAAAGAGCACCCAACCCAAGUUCAGGAAGACGACCAGAAACAGAAAAGGAAAAGGAGAAGGAAAAAAGGAAAAACCAAUAGACCAAAGCUAAAGCCAUCUAAGUGGACCAGACCACUUCUGAUGGUAGCAAGACAAAGCCAAAACAAAACCAAAAACAAAAACCAGCAGCAAGCAUGCUGCCCAGAGCGCAGCAGGAAAGGCAAAAACCGAAAACGCUGAAACCCAGAUAAACCCCAACCAACACAGUGCCACUGCCAAGCACCCCCAAACAGAACCCAGCGCACCUAUCCCUGCGCCCGGUUACGAAAACUAUCCUGCAACAAUCCCAUUUUAUGUUCCAUCCACGAAAGGCCAUGCUCCCUGGGGACUUUGCCAAGGGCGGUCACCCAACCCAACGCCGCUCUGAUCGCUUUCCUCACGACAACCACAGGGGAACUCUUAGAGUCCCUAAAGAUGCGAUUGUUCCGCUCCAACCAGAUCUGCCACCAAACAGAGUGAAGGCUACAAUAGUUGAUCCAACCCGACACAUCCCCGGCCUCAUCACACUUCAGAUCGCUAUUGAAUUGAUGAGAACCCCACACUCACAUUAGACACACUAUAGACACCCUUCUUUUCACGGAUAUAUAAGGACCCAUAUAAAAAGAAGGAUUGCAUGGGGAAAUCAAAAUCCAACAGUCUCUUCUCUCUCUUUUCUCUCGCUCUCUGUUUUCUCUCUGCUGUUAUAUACUCUGUUUUUCUUUCCCUCCUCUGUUUCUGGCAGUAACUGAUCCAGCCGUACAUUCUCGAUACAGUUGAGGGGAUUGCUGUCUGGUUCGAGACCAUUCAUUCACUCAUUCAUCGUACGGAUUUGGGUUUUCUUCAAUUUGUCAGUAAUGGGAGAAAACUGAAUGAUCUCGGACCAGGCUUCAUUCCCCCCAACUUCCCUCCACCGCCAAUUUCCAUCCUCCACUGUUUCCUUAUUACUUACAUUGUUUGUGAUUUUUCCCACUGAAUUCCGUAUUGGGUUUGUUUAAUUCCUUCUGUUGCAAGUACCUAGCUUGGAUUAUGAUCGAAAGGGUAUUAAUUUUGCUGUGUUUUUGUUCUCUUUGCUCUUCGAUCUUAUCUCAUCUUUGUGUUCAAGGAUCUUGCUCUAGAUGGUCAACCAAGGAAGCAUCUUGAUUCUUGACGGUGAUGAUGGUGACAAUGGUUUGUAGUCAAAUCAUUGACCCGGGAAGCAAGGAUAUCUUUUGAUUCUUUUCCAUGCAGCUAUGCUGCUCAGAAACAAAACGCGUUGAAAACCAGGCAAAGCUUGUCUUGGAGUUUGGUUCCCAGAACACCGCCAUUGGCUACCAAAUCCGUUGAAAUUGGCGGAGGGAAGAAUAGAAUAGAUUGGUCGAUAGAGAAAAAGAGAGAGAGACUGUUUGGUUUGAGUUGUUGGUGUGAAAAUCUGACUGUAAAGCUAACGAGAAUCAUGAGAGAGAGGGGGGAAAAGGCAGAGUAGUUCUAUCUUUUUCCAUUAUUGUGGGGGAAUUGAAUUUUAGCCAAAUUGGCCUUUGCUUGAGCAGAGCUGCAAAGAAUAUCUGAUUCAUCACUUAUGUACUAUGUGUUCACCUUUCAUCAUUUCCUUUUAACAUCAACAGUGUUAAACUACGAAUUACAUGUUGAGCAUUAUUUCUGCCUUUUAAUCUGAAAGGAGUAUAGUUACUACUAGCAAUCGAUAGUUCGUCAUUUCUACAUUAUCCUCUUGUAAGCACCACACCAAAAAAAAAUCUUCUAAACUUAUAAAUUUGUCCUGUAUUCAUGAAAAAAUAUACCGUUAUUGAUAAGUUUAAACGUAUUGAGAAGAGCGUAAUUACCAACAAAUGUGGUAAAUAUAGUAAAGGUGGUAACUUUGAGAGAAAUUUUUCACACACCUUCUUCUUCCCACACUCUGCCCACCAUGUGGGUCAGAUUUCAUUCAACUUUAGUGGGUCUUCUCCUGCUGCUGCUGUUGCUAUUAAUCCUUUCUCAGUCUUCUUUUCCAUGUGGGUUUGUUCCAAAAAUUAACAAAAUUCUUCUCUCUGCUGUUAAUAAACCAUUCAUUCCAUGCCCUUAUUUACUGCUGCUGGUCUCUGUCAAUGUUUGUGGGCUAUCCUCCUCAUACAUUUUUCCUCUGCAAACCGCCCAUGUGGUGGCUUUCAAUUUGGUUUGGUUGCUUGCUGUAUCUGUAAGUGAGCCAACAACUUAUACAUGCCGCCAUGUGCAAUGAAUUUAUAUGCUCACCCGAGCAUUUUUUCUUGUUCAUCCUACUAAGAAGUUAGCUGCUACCAAACUCACUUCACCUUCAAACAUUCAUGACCUAUAGGGCCAGGCCAGCCCAUUUCUGGGUGAAAACCUAACAUACUGUUCUGUACCAUCAACCUGGUAAAAAUUCUCUCUGCCUUUCCCUUUCCUCUGCAUCCCUGUACUCUCAGGGUAGUCGUACUACUACUGAGCAUUGAGAUUGAUUAUAUAUAUAUAUAUAUGCUGAACUGAUUGGAGCUAAAGAAAAAGCAAAAAUAUAGUUCUGGCAAAGGC